Messenger RNA from Desarmillaria tabescens, 1011 nucleotides. Its product is annotated as 4-hydroxybenzoate polyprenyl transferase. The record is from RefSeq and is a predicted model, not a curated record. Gene Ontology annotation, biological process: ubiquinone biosynthetic process. Gene Ontology annotation, molecular function: 4-hydroxybenzoate polyprenyltransferase activity. Lineage: Eukaryota; Fungi; Basidiomycota; Agaricomycetes; Agaricales; Physalacriaceae. Gene Ontology annotation, cellular component: mitochondrial inner membrane. The transcript is spliced from 9 exons. The coding region runs from base 1 to 1011 and encodes 336 amino acids.
AUGAACAGUGAGACCACAUCCCUCCUUCCUGACCAUGAAAAGCUCCCCACCUAUCAUGCUCUGCCAACAAGGGUCAACCUGAAAUUCCCUCUGAAUAUCGCUCCAGAGAAAUAUCGCCCAUAUAUGGAGCUGAUUCGUCUCGACAAGCCCACGGGAACGAUCCUGAUGUUCUGGCCUUUUGCUUGGGGAUUGACCAUGGCGUCAUAUUCAAUGGCGCCAACAAUCGUGCUACGUUCCUACGCGUAUAAGCUCAUCGAAUGCCUCAUCGGGGCGUUUAUAGUGCGUAGCUCAGCUUGCACCGUCAACGAUAUAUUUGAUAUGAACAUGGAUGCUGGUGUCGAGCGAACGAAGAAUAGACCGCUUCCAAGUGGACGCAUCACCGUCCUCGCAGCGACCAUCUUCCUUCUGGUACAAUACGCGCUGGGAGUUCUAUUCUUCUAUCUCACGCUUGAUGGUCUAGCUUUUUACGCGGCCCUGUUUCAGCUUCUCCCACUAUUUGCGAUAUACCCUCUCCUCAAACGGGUAACGUACUGGCCUCAAGCGUGGCUGGGCUUCGCCAUGAACUUCGGAUUCGUAAUCGCCUAUGUGUCAACUACGAACACGCUCGAUUACGACAUCCUCUGCUGUGUCCUUGCUGGUUGUUGGUGUUGGACAAUGUUAUACGACACAAUAUAUGCCUGUCAAGAUAUCGUUGACGAUGUAAAAACUGGUGUGCUUUCCACCGCCAUUCUAUUCGGGACCUGGAUUAGGCCCAUGCUCGUUGGCUGCGCCAUGAUCUCUGUCACUAUGCUUUUCGUUGCAGGGUACCUGAAUCGACAAGACUGGGGUUUCUUUGUCUUUUCUAUUUGUGGAACUGCGACGCAUCUCGUUUGGCAAUUCAGCACCGUAGAACUGGAUAAACCGGAGAGCUGCUGGAGAAACUUCAAGCGCAAUGGCCAGCUUGGAUGGAUCGUUUGGGGUGGCCUUUUGAUUGAUUAUACAUCAAAGUCCACCACUGUUCUCUUUUCCUAA